Messenger RNA from Eruca vesicaria subsp. sativa (arugula), 846 nucleotides. The record is from the annotation of a GenBank genome assembly. NCBI's taxonomy places the organism in Eukaryota, Viridiplantae, Streptophyta, Magnoliopsida, Brassicales, Brassicaceae.
UAUAGGAAAACAGAAACUCAAGUUAAUUAUUGAAAAUCUACAGUUGCGUGAAUUAUGGAGAAGACGUCGAAGAAGCUAUUUAUUUUCAAUCUCUGCAUCAUUUUUGGUAUUUUAGUAAUAAGAAGAUGCAACGCAACGACUUACUUUGUGGGAGACACGUCCGGAUGGGAUAUAAGCUCCGAUCUUGAAUCUUGGCCUUUAGGCAAGCGAUUCUCUGUUGGUGAUGUCCUAAUGUUCCAAUACUCAUCUACGCAUAGUGUCUACGAAGUGGCGAAAGACAACUUCCAAAGCUGCAACACUACGGUUCCUAUCCGUACGUUCACAAAUGGGAACACGACCGUUGCUCUGUCCAAACCGGGAGACCGGUUCUUUGUCUGUGGUAACCGGCUUCACUGCUUCGCUGGUAUGAGGCUACAAGUCAAUGUCGAAGGCAAUGGCCCAUCUUCAGCCCCUGUGGGAGCUCCAAGGGCCGCCCCCGCAGGAAUUCUUGAGCCAUCUUCUAAAAAGAAUAACCCUGCGACCGGGGUUGCUAGCUCAGCUGCCCACGUUGGUGGCCGCGGUUUGAGGGGUAGUAUGAAGUAUUUUGUAUAUUUGAUGGUUUUUACCUUUCCCUUGAUAUUGUAUUUUAUUAACAACUAAAAUAUAAGAGUUUUCAUAUAGUAUAAGAGUUUUCAUAUACAGUAAUGUAUAUAUAUUCUCUGAUUUAAAUGUGUACGAGAGUGAGUGGAUAACCGAAUACUCACUCUCGUACGCAUUUAAAUCAGAGAGUGUUAGUGGUUUGAUUUUUGGUUUGUAUUUUGAAAUAUUCUCUGAUUUUGGUUCUGUGACUAAAUACAAACCAAAAAU